AUUACCAUAAUUAACUUCCGUUCACCAUCGGUGGUGUGAUAUAGUGCAGUCAUCAUUUCUCGCUACAAGUACCAAGGAAGAUUUUCAGUCAUACGACGCUGAACAAAGUUAUGUCCGAUUGGAAAGAUAUUCUACGUGAUAGAUUAAGUCUCACUUUGCCUGAGCCAGUUAAAUUACUUUUUGAUAUAGCAUAUUCGUACGGCGCAAUAUGGGCAAUAUUUAUUGCAGUAAUUAUGGCCAUCAUUUUCCAUGUUUGUGAUUACAACUUUAUUGCCAUCUAUGCUGGUCGUCGAAUAGCAAUAGACAUGUCAAGAACACCUCCAAACCACUACGUAUACAAGAGAACAAUUGACGUAACCGAUAUCAUUAAUGGCUUAAAUCAAUUGACACGAAGUAACCCAGAGCGAGAGGUUCACGCUAUAAUUAGUGGUGGACCUGGAGCCGGAAAGUCAGAACUUGCAAGACAAGUUGGAGAAAAAAUUUACCAUUCAGAAAAUAAACCUAUCAUGAAUUUUGACUUGUCAUUCAUUUUACCCCCAACAGACGUCAUCACAUUAAAUGCAGAUAACUUUGAACUACUUCAUCGUUCUCUCGAGGAAGCCAUUGAUACAAUACAAGGAAAGGAAUCUAAAUCUAUGGGUUAUGAUAGACCUGGGGAUGAAGAAAUGAUCUUUUCAAAAUUUCAUCAACUUCGAGUUGCUUUAAAAACCGUUCAAGGGGCCAUGUUUACAUUCUUGUACAAAAAACGACAAAAUGGAAAAGGCUUUUUGAAUGCUGGAAGUAAGGAGUAUGGUAAAAUACGAAUUAUUGUCGCCACACAACGUCGACCAACGGCGAUAUUGCCUUCUUUUAUAUGUUACAAAGAUUUGGCUGAUCCAAUACCAACUGAUGAAGCGGUAAAAUUGUUGAAUACAAUUACAAAUAUUCAGAACGAUGAUCAAAAUGCCGCUUACUUAGCAAAGGCACUCAGCGGGUUUCCUAAAUCUCUUGUAGAUGCUGCUUUUCAUAUUCAAAUAGGAAGACGCCGAAAUGUUUCAUACCGACUUUAUUUGGAAGAAUUAGAAUUGAGUAGAAAGCGUUACUUAAAAAAAGUCAACUUUUCUUGGGCUGAAGUCACGGAUCAAGGUGUAUCGUAUAACUUCACGGCAUAUACUGCAUCACUAAUGCUAGUUGAGCAAUAUUUCCUUGAUCCAGAUCAUGGGCGUUUAUACAAGACUUUGGCCUUUUUUAUUGGUUAUUGUGGCUCUCCAGCAAUCUCAUUGACACUUUUUGAAAAGUAUGUUAGUCUUGAUAGCGAUUUAAAAGACUACGUGGAACUUGAAGCCGUCGGUAUUUUAGUCGGAAAGACUUCGUUGUAUGACGUGAAAGACAGAAAUCGUGAACAUUAUCUCAUACUGACCCAUCAAAUUACAAGAUUUGCGUCGUUUGAUGCGUGGAAUAAAAAAGUAGAGACCGAAAACGACCCAAUACAUGUUUUUCAAACUUCAAUUGCGCGUAUUUUUGAGGCCUUAAAAUCAGAGUUCAACAAUACGCGUGAUCAGGAGGUUGAAUAUACAAGUUCUAGUUUCAAAGUCAUUGAUGUGGUUAUGUCUUUGGUGACAAAGAUCCACGAGAAAAAGUUAAACAUCUAUAAUAUUAUCAGCAAGGAAUUUUGUUGGUUAUUUCUUUAUUCGAUUGGGCCAAACAGUCACAAAUCUGCUAUAAUAAUGCCUAAAGUAGAUUUUCUUGUAGAUAUGGUUGACGACAGCUAUCAAAAAAACAACAUAGAAAUAUCUUUUCUUUUGUCCGUUCUCUUUUUUCAUAGCACAGGAAAUCAAGAGCCUGGAAACGUAAAAAAGGUCGUUAAAGCGAUAGAAGAAUUGGUCUUAAACUCCUUAUCAAAGCCAGAUAAUAUUUCCAUUGAGAAAAAAGUAUUGUUGAUCAAUAUGAUUGGAACUGUAUAUCGUGGGCUAGCUCAGGAUUGGCUGAAAGCGCAAGAAUUGCAUCAACUUGCAUUGAAUCUUUCAGAAAAGAAUAGUUUAAAGAAUGAAGAGGCAAUAUCACUGCACUUGCUUGGAAUUAUUCAUCGAUAUCAAAGAAAUCUUGAUAAGGCUUUAACGUAUCAUGAAAAAGCAGUAGAACUUGCCAGACGGAUUUUCUCUACAAAAGAAAAAGGUCGACUUGCUGAAUUCUUACUAAAUUUGGCCGUAGUUUACAAUCGUGUGAAAGAGUUCGACAAAGCUCGUCAAAUGUACGAAGAAACCUUGGAACUGGUUAAAAAAGCAUAUGGUCCACGACAUCAACGAGUUGCAAAAGUUUUAAAUACUUUAUCGACCAGUUAUUACGCUUUAGGAAAAUAUCCGGAAAGUAUAAAUGUUUUAUUGGAAGCUCUUAGCAUUCACGAGGAAAUUCAUGGUGACUACCAUCCUCACGUAGCGGAAACAUUGUAUUUUCUUGGAUUCACAUAUCGUUCCAAUGGUGAUCUCUCAGAAUCUCUUCAAGUGUUGAAGAGAUCUUUGAAAAUAACACAACAAUAUUAUGGAAAUAGACAUUUUAAAGUCGCUGAAAUUUUACAUGAUCUUUCUAAUACGCAAAGAGAACUGGGUAUGCUUAAUGAUGCCCUAGAAAAUGCUAAUACAUGCGUUCAUAUUUUUCGAAAAACAUUAGGUGAAAAUGAUUCAGCUGUUGCAACAUCUUUGAAUGGUGUAGGACUUAUUUAUUUAGAGCUUGGUGAUUCAGUUACAGCUCAAAGAAAAUUUGAAGAAGCUCUUAAAGUUUUGAGAAACUUCAGGAGCAUGGUUUUCAAGGACUGAGUAUUAGCGAGACACUUGGAAAUAUAGCUUUGGCGUUGAAACACCGUAAAGAAACCGAGAAAGCAAAAGAGUAUGUUUCAAAUGCUUUGAACAUAAUUUUAAAAGUGCACCCUGAAAGUCAUCCACGGGUUAAAAAACUACGUGAGUUGGAAAAAAAUCUUGAAAAUAUCAAUGAAAAUGAGGAAAAAUAUGUUGAUGCACCUUAGAUAAAAUGUGUUAGAAUGUACAUUUACCCAUGUACAAUCAAGUGAGCUCAAAUUUGCACAUUUAGUGAACAACUUAUGUAAUAAUGCGUUCGCCCUUUUUAACUGAAAUUUUAAGCGAUAUAAAUAUGCAAUAAGUUUUACUUAACAAAAAAAAACAAAGACACAAUUACUGUAAAACAAAAUUUAGAUAUUGCACUAUGAGUGACGGAGUAUUGUCAUUUUACUUUAUAAUUGGAUGUCAUUAGCAAUUAAACGAGCUGCUUUCCACUGAA
This is a messenger RNA of Xenia sp. Carnegie-2017, 3270 nucleotides long. RefSeq lists its product as uncharacterized. The record is from RefSeq and is a predicted model, not a curated record. Lineage: Eukaryota; Metazoa; Cnidaria; Anthozoa; Malacalcyonacea; Xeniidae. The transcript is spliced from 2 exons. Bases 111 to 2792 code for a protein of 893 amino acids. Gene Ontology annotation, molecular function: protein binding.